AUGGCAGCUCACGGAGAAGCGUCGCCUUCUCCUGCGCAGGCGGCGCCGUACUCUUCCGCCCCUUCCACGGACGCUCUCUCGCCGCCCUCACGGGUGUUGCACUUCCAAGUCGGCGGAAUGCGGUGCAGAAGCUGCGCCAGGAAAAUCGAGGCGACCUUGAAAGACACUUUCUCCCCACACAUCGUCUCUGUAGACGUAAACGUCCUGGAGGGACGCGUGACGGUGUGCGUGGCAGACAGCCGCCCGCCGGCUGAGACCGCUUCACCCACCGAGGCAGCCACGCACUCGGCUGUUGGCCGCGCCAUCGAAGGGCUUGGAUUCCAAGUCGCGUUGACUGACGACGCCUCGGCUUCGCCUCCGCCUUCGUGCUGCGCGUCUGCGACUCCGCUCCCCUCCCCUUCUGCCGAGUCUUCCCCCGCUGCUCUCGCGUCGCCGCCCGCCGAGGGCCUCAGCGCCCGCAGGAGUGGACCCGCAUUUGAGGCCGUGCGCUUCGCCGAGUUCCGCAUCCAGGGAAUGACCUGCGCUUCGUGUGCGAGUCACAUCGAGACCUACGUGAAGAAGAUCCGCGGCGUUCGCGGUGUGACGGUGAAUCUCGUCCUCGAAACGGCCACGGUGGAGUAUCGGGCCUCGCCCUCGUUCCCCCCUGCGGUGACGGCUGACGAGAUUCGACAAAAAAUUGACGCACUCGGAUAUCGAGCGACUGAGGAGGAGCCCGAGCGGGGGGUGGCGGGGACGACUGGCUUCGAUUUCUCGGAGGCCCGUGCCGCCCACUCAGCCAACGCCUCCGCGGCUCCUACGGCGACACUGCAUUUGUGCCUUCGCCCCGCUUCGCUGCCGCCGCCGCAGAGCUCGCAGGCGGACGCCGACGCACUCACGUCGCGCGCCUCCUCGCCCCCUCGGCCGUUCUCUCCGCUCACCUCCUCGCUCCCCCUGCACGCGAGCGCCGAGCCCCUCCUGCAUGCGGCGCUGUCUCCGCAGGUGCGCCCGCCCGGGGCGCCGAUUUCUGCGGGCCUCCUCUCCCCGCUCUCGACGCCGCCGGACAACGCUGGCGUCCCUGUCCGCCUCGCCUCGUCGCCUGUCUCUGCGGCGUCUGCGCUCUGUGCGCGGCGCGCAUCGGCCGCCUCGCCCUCGGCCGCCGCCUUUGCGCGCUGGCUGGAGGCGCAGCCCGGCGUCGUGUCGGUCCACACGGCGCCUGGGAAGGAGGCGACGGUGGUCGCGCGUCGUCCGCCCGCCGCCUCCAACGCCUUCGUGCCCUCCGUGUUGCCGGUGGGCUCGGCGCUGUCGCCUGCGCUGGACGCGCGAGACGGGGGGGAGGGAUGGGAGUCGCAGCUGCACCUUCCCGGGGUGAAGAUUGUUUACAGCCCCGAGCGCGUCGGCGCGCGCGAGCUCCUCGAGCGCGCGCGCGAAGAAGGCUGGAACGUCACGUGGGACGCCACGGGGAAGCACAAAUUCGGCGACCUGCAGCAGGCGGCGCAGGAAGAACGACGCCUCACCCGACAGUUCCUCGCUGCCGCAUUCCCCGCCGCCAUUGUCUUCACAAUGAUGAUGAUCAUCCCCAUGGCCGCCUAUCCCGCUUGGAUGUGCUCCCCAGUGCUGCCAGGGAUCUCGCUGCGCCUCCUCGUCGCGCUGCUGCUGACGACGGCGGUGAUGUAUGGUCCAGGAUGGCGCUUCCACCGCGCCGCAUGGAAGGCCGCGCGCCAUGGAGUCGCGAACAUGAACGUGCUCGUUUCCCUCGCGACGAAUAUCGCGUUUCUCUACUCGCUCCUCGUCGUGCUUUUCACCAUUCACGUUUCCGCGACGACGCGGUGGUCCUGCACGCUGCCGUUCUUCUCAGCGGCCUUCUCGUCCUCCUCGCUUCCCUCCCCGCGUGCGUUCCUACCGUCUCCGCUCUCUCCGCCUUCAGCCGUGCCUCUGUCGGCGUUGCCGAAGGCCUCAGACCUGCAGCUCACCCCCUCCGCCUUCUUUGCGCCGCACUGGGCUCUUGCCUCUGCCGCCGAAGGCGGUUCGCCUGCGGCUCGUCUGGAAGGCCCUGCCGGCGCCUGGUCCUCGGCGGAGGCUAGGGGGGAGGCGCGCGGGCCCGCCGGCCGAGCGGCGCAUGUAGACGGGCUCGAGAAGAAUUUCUUGGCUUUGGACCAGGAGGCCUUCGACGAAGAAUGGGAGCUCGUCUCGCCGAUUCUGCCUUCGCUCUCGCGGCGAUUCUCAUCCGUCUCGCGAGACCCCGCCGGGGCCUCCGACGCCGUGGAGGCCCCCAGCGCCGGAGGAGGGCGCCUUGGAGACGCACACGGAGAAGCAGCAACGGCGGAUUCAACAGCGCUCCUCGGUGUUCCAGGGGAGCUCAUUACGCUGUCGGUCCUCAGCUCCUUUGUCAACUUCUCUCCCUUCCAGCCGUCGUCUCCGCCUCUGCGGCCACUUCUCUUUUCUUCGCUGUCGCCCUUCGCCGCGUCCGCCGCCUCGCCUGACUCGUCCUUCUCGGGCGUCUCCACGCCGUUCUUGGAGCCUGCGCGAGCGCCGCGCUCGGCGCAUGUCGCCGCGGCGCUGCCGCGAGGCGAGGAGUCGUCACGUGGAGAUCCGCCGACGUUCUUCGAAGUCUCUGCGGUGCUGAUUUGCGUGCUGCUGCUAGGGAAGCUCCUGGAGGGCAAGGCGAAGCGUCGCGCCUUCGCGGCGCUCGACGAGAUCUCCGCCGCGCAGCCAGGGUUCGCCAUCUGGGCCCCUUCCGCGUCCGCAGCGCCGCGAGCCCCCGGCGAACGAGUGGCUGUCCAGUACCAAGUCGAGGACGAAAGAGUCCUUCCUGUCGAGCUCCUCCAGCUCGGCGACGUCGUGCGCGUCCCUCCUGGCGCAGUUGUCCCGGCCGACGGAGAGAAAAUCAACGCGGACAAAUCGCUGGUCAGCGAGGCGAUGCUGACCGGCGAGAGCCGCCCAGUCGCGAAGACUCAGGGCGCCUUCGUGCUGGGUGGGUCUGUCGUGGUAGGCGACCCCGGCGGCCUCAGAUCGUCUCCGCCGUCACCUUCUGGGGCCUCGGGCUCUGCGACCCCGACCGCCGCGGGCGAGAGCGACGGCGCCGCGCUGCUGCUCAUCCGCGUGGAGAAGCUCGGCAGCGCGAGCGCCCUGGGGCAGAUUCUGCUGCUGAUCAAGGAGGCGCAAAGCACCAAAACGAAGACGCAGGAGUUCGUCGACGGAAUCGCUGCGUACUUCGUGCCCGGAGUUUUGCUCAUCUCGGCCUGCACGACGGCGGUGUGGCUCGUCCUCCUUCUCGGCGGCUUUGUGGAGCCGCUGCUCCUUCACUUCGAUGAAGAGACGCUGAGAACGUACCCCGUGGCUUCGCGCGUCCUCGUCGCGCUGCAGUUCGGCAUCGGCGUCCUCUCCAUCGCCUGCCCCUGUGCGCUAGGCCUCGCUGCGCCCACAGCCCUGAUGGUUGGCACCGGCGUGGCGGCGCGUCAGGGCCUCCUGGUGAAGAGCGGGCAAGCCUUCGAGAUGGCCACGAAGCUGAGGGCUCUGGUGCUCGACAAGACCGGCACCGUGACUGAAGGGAAGUUCGAGGUUCGCGAAGUCGCGCUCCUGAGCUCGUCCUUCUCUGCGCUCGCGGCGCGGGCCGCAGCGUCGGACUGGCAGCGGCUUCUGGCGCCGUCGGCGCUCGCCUCGCCGUCCGUCUCCUGGUCGUCCCGCGCGGAUGACGCUGGAGACUCCUUCGACCCGCCCUCUUCCACCGGCGUCGCGACCUCCCCCAGUCCCGCCGUGAGAGACCUGAGCGCCUCAGACCGCCGAGCGUGCGCGGAUGGCGUCUCGCAGCCAGAAGCCCGAGGCGGAGGCGCGUGCUGCCCGUCUUCGCGGCCGUCUGCGCCUCCCUCGCCCGUCUCCUCGGCCGAGCUGCGCGACAUGGUGGAUGCGUUCGUGUGGAUUCUGGGCGUCGCAGAGCGCCACAGCGAGCACCCGAUAGCCGCGUCGCUGAUGUCUUUCGUCCUCGCACGCAAAGGCCUGCCUCCACUCUCCGCGCCCUCGUCCUUCAAAGCGCUGCCUGGGCGAGGCUUGUCGUGCCGAAUCGGCGACCUAGCAGUGGAAGUCGUCUCGACAGCCGCUGCUCAAGCGAAAUCGGAUUCUCAGCCUUCGCCUUCGUCAGCGGGCGCUCUUGCGUCGUCCGCUUCCUCGCCCUGCUGCAGCUCAGCGUCGUCCUCGUCGUGCUGUGCAAAGGAGUCCGAGCAAGCGCCCAGCGCGCGUGGGUCGGAGGCGCGAGAGACGGUGACGGCGGAGGGAGGCUGCGACAACAGCGCGUGCGUGUGUCGUCCCUGCCGCUGCCGCGUGGGCGGCUUCAACUGUGGCUGUCUGGACCCGCAAGUCGCGGCGAUGACUCCGGAUUUUUUGAAAUUGCAGGCGUGGGCGGAGGCGGAGCAGCGUGUCGGCUCGACGGUGACGCUCCUUGUGGUGAAUCAGAUUUGCCUCGGCGCCGUGGCUCUGCGCGACGCGAUCAAGCCCGAGAGCCGCGCCGUCGUGUCCCUUCUCCAAGAGACGCUCGGCGUGGCCGUCUGGAUGUGCACCGGGGACAGCCGCGCCACGGCGCUGGCGACCGCAGACGAGAUUUCGCUGCCUCGUGACCGCGUCGUCGCGGAGGCCAAGCCGUCUGCAAAAGUCGACGUUGUCGCGAGGCUCCAGCGCUCCCCUUCUGGUCAGCGCACGCACUUCGUGGGCAUGGCGGGCGACGGCGUGAACGAUGCUCCCGCCUUGGCCCACGCGGACCUGUCCAUAGCGAUCGGCGCCGGCGCAGAUCUCGCGCUGACCGCCGCGGAUGUCGUCGUCCUCAAGUCGAGACUCACGGACGUCGUCACCUUCCUUGAGCUCUCCCGCGCAGUGCUCCUCACGAUUCGCUACAGCCUCGUGUGGGCGUGCGUCUUCAACGUGGCGGGCAUCCCGCUGGCCGCCGGCGCCCUGUUCGCGUACCGCGUCUUCGUGCCACCGGCCCUCGCGGGCGCCAUGAUGGCGCUAAGCUCGGUGCUCGUCAUCUCCAACGCUCUCCUCCUCCGGCGAUUCCGGCCGUCUCUCCGUCAUGCGUCCGCUUCUCGCGCGAGAGCCCCUCCCGGGUUCUCGAUGCGCGUGGCGGCUUUUUUUUCGCGCGUGUUCGUCUGUUUUUUCUGCGUCUCUGCGGGACCGCGGCGACGGCCGAGUGCAUCCGAGCGGCGCCUUCGGAGCUCUUCACUCGUCCGCGGAGCCCUUCGCGGCUGA
This is a messenger RNA of Besnoitia besnoiti, 5211 nucleotides long. RefSeq lists its product as uncharacterized. Bases 1 to 5211 code for a protein of 1736 amino acids. The transcript has 15 exons. The record is from RefSeq and is a predicted model, not a curated record. Lineage: Eukaryota; Apicomplexa; Conoidasida; Eucoccidiorida; Sarcocystidae. Gene Ontology annotation, molecular function: copper ion binding; P-type divalent copper transporter activity; ATP hydrolysis activity. Gene Ontology annotation, cellular component: membrane. Gene Ontology annotation, biological process: copper ion homeostasis.